UUCGCAAAUUACUCCAGACUGUCUACAACAAAACGCUCACCGAGUUACACUUUGGAAGAUUUUUGAGUUAUCGGCCGAAGCUUGGAGGUUUGGGAAAUUUUAUGUUCCAGUCUGCCAUGCUUGUAGGCUGUGCUCGAAAGAAUAACAGGAUCCCAGUACGUAUUACCGAGGACUCUAGGAUGGAAUUUUUUGAAGGAAUGGACAUAGGUUUCAUUAAUCAAUCUGUUCUGUUUCCUAAUGAUUCAAUUGAAGCGCGAACGCUUGGCGAUUUUGGUCCGGGGAAAUUCAGUCCACUCUUUCACAACGUGAGUUCCCGCUUUCCCGACCAUGCUGUAGCCUUAUCCGGCUUCGGCCAGUCAUGGAAGUAUUUCCAGGUGCAGCACCAGAAAUCCGCGCGUUGUUCACCUUAAAGGAAACUAUCCAGCGGGAAGCUAUCAACGCCAUCCUGGAGGGGAUGAACAUCCUGCGCAAUCGUGACAUGCUAUUCACCAGCGUGCAGGCUGUGCGCGUAGGGAUCCAUGUGCGACGUGGCGACAUCGUCAAUGACGCCGCGCAGACUGCACAUGGCCACGUGGCCGCCACGGAGGAGUAUCUUCUCCGCAUGGCGCAGCGCACCCAACGCCGCUACCCAUCCGCAGUUUUUUUUGUUCUCAGCAACGACAUAGAGUAUUGUCAGCGGUUAUUCCGCGAGCCCAACUUCAUCUUCGUUGCCGGUAAAGCGGCCCAAGUGGACAUGGCCAUAAUGACCUUUAUGGAUGUGAUGGUGAUGAGUGUUGGAAGCUUUGGUUGGUGGUCGUCUUACCUUAGCGAUGCUCAAGAGGUCUUCUAUUUUAAGGACUGGCCGAGAAAUGGCAGUGAGUUUGCGAGAGGCGUUGCAGCUGAAGACUACUUUUUGCCCGCAUGGCAUGGUGAUAAUUAGAUGGGUGAUUACGCAACAGUGCAACUGUUCAGAAUUGAACAGCAGUAUUGUCAGUUACCGUACGUUACGUCAGUACACGGUUUUCAAGAGAAAUAUCGAGCAGUGCGCGCUUUCAACGUGGACAAAAAAAACGGCUAA
This is a messenger RNA of Paramacrobiotus metropolitanus, 1057 nucleotides long. RefSeq names its product galactoside alpha-(1,2)-fucosyltransferase 1-like. NCBI's taxonomy places the organism in Eukaryota, Metazoa, Tardigrada, Eutardigrada, Parachela, Macrobiotidae. Gene Ontology annotation, biological process: carbohydrate metabolic process. The record is from RefSeq and is a predicted model, not a curated record. Bases 359 to 919 code for a protein of 186 amino acids. Gene Ontology annotation, cellular component: membrane. Gene Ontology annotation, molecular function: galactoside 2-alpha-L-fucosyltransferase activity. The transcript is spliced from 2 exons.